Molecule: messenger RNA, 1603 nt
Organism: Astyanax mexicanus (Mexican tetra)
Lineage: Eukaryota; Metazoa; Chordata; Actinopteri; Characiformes; Acestrorhamphidae
Gene: noxred1
Product: NADP-dependent oxidoreductase domain containing 1
Exons: 6
Coding region: 123-1133 (336 amino acids)
Biological process (GO): L-proline biosynthetic process
Molecular function (GO): pyrroline-5-carboxylate reductase activity
Source: RefSeq, a predicted model, not a curated record
CUUCACAAUAAAAGCCACCUUCUGUUGCCCUGGUAACAAGCAUGCGUUAGUAUACUGACACUAUGUAUUAGUGUGUUUACUGCGUAAAUUGUUUCAAUAAAAACGCAGCAGUUUACUAAAUAAUGGACUUGACGGUGAAUUUAGUUUCUCUGGGGUUUGAGGCCGGACUCGGUGGUUCUGAGAGGGGGUUGGUGGGUCUGCGCGGUCGCUGGGCCGGGCUGACCGUGUGUGGAUGUGGACACGCCGCGUUUCUCUGUCGACUCGCCGCUUUACUGAGGGAGAAAUUCCCUGUGCACAGUUCCAAUAAAUCACACCACCCAGCCCUGAAAAUUGGCAUUCUUGGAGGAGGAAACAUUGGGAAACAGUUGACAAAGGUUUUAUUAACUGUGCCUGGAUUAAAACCAUCUAACAUCAGUAUUUCAACUAAAAGACCUGAAACACUGAAGGAAUUCUCAAAUAGAGGUGUGGAGUGUUACUUCGACAACUGCAGGCUGGCCUUGUGGUCAGAUGUGCUCUUUCUCUGUGUGCUCCCCUCUCAUCUACCUCGAGUGUGUGCAGAGCUUCACACUCACCUGCCUGCUCACUGUCUUGUAUACAGUUUCACCACUGCUGUGCCGUUACCCAGGCUUGCACAACUCCUUGGCCACAGUUUUGUUAUCAGACCUCAGUAUAUCUUUGAUGCCUGUGAUUCCGCUCAACUGUGGCUUUGCCAUAAUCAAGUGACAACAGCAUUACAGGACAAAGAGGUGCUCACCGCAUCAUGCCCACUUUCAAUGUGUGGAGGUCUCUCGUUGAAUCAGAUGUGGGUGUCGGCUGUUCUGUACAGUCUCCUCAAUAUGUGCACAGCUAAUGGACUGGGGUCCAUUCAAACCAUCCAGCUGCUAAAUGAGCUGUUUCAAUCUAACCCCUCAUCUGAGACUUUUACCAGUCUAAGCUUUGUCAACUCAUCCUGUGCAUCAAAACUUAGCACCUCAGAGCCUUUUCCCUGGAUCAUUUUGACUGAUACACAAACAAAACAGACUCCAUUGUCAUCUUUUCUGUUUGGAUCUAAAGCCUUACAAGACUGCAUUUCAGCAAUGUAUUAUAAUACAUUUUCUGGCAUGUCAUCUGAAAAAAUUCAGAUGAAAGAUUGACUUGUGUAAAAAUAAGAAUAAAACAGUUUAACACUCAACAUUUUUGUAAUAAUUAUAUUUUCUAUACUGUAUAUAACAUGUUUAAGUUGUGUUGGAAUGAACACAGUUGUUUCAUUAGUUAGAUUAUUAUUAGCCACAGGUAAACAGCAGCCCAAAAUAGAUGAUAAUUAAACUCUGGGGAAUUGCGAAUCUGCCAGCUGUUUAAGAUCUUCUGUGCUUCAAUUAGCAUCAUAAUAUCCCAGAGCUCUCUAAAGAUUUCCUAGCACCGUGGCCUAAUUACUCUGACCAAACCUACCAAAUUUAAAUUUAAACACCAGAGAGGUCAAAUAGUGAGAAAAAGAAAAUCACAUAGAUACAUUUACAGAGAUCACAUAAAGAGUUAUUUUGCUAAAAUAAUCCAGUAAAGUUGUUUUUGGAAUGUAUUUUUUGCUUGGAGUAUGCUCGAGAGCUACACAGGAAAGAACAUUAUU